Messenger RNA from Cricetulus griseus (Chinese hamster), 2260 nucleotides. Lineage: Eukaryota; Metazoa; Chordata; Mammalia; Rodentia; Cricetidae. The record is from RefSeq and is a predicted model, not a curated record.
GCAGAGAGCAGUGAAAACAAGCUUUAGUAAGCAACCGCCAGGGCAGAAAGCUCCUGGGCGAUUCACGCGGCUUUCCCAGGCCGGGGUCCUGAGCCCCUAGAACGGAAAACCGGGAAAGACCAGCGCUUCAGAGCACUGCGUUCCGGAGUUCAUCUUCUGCCCAGCACCGAGAAAAAGCGCCGCGCGCCCACUCCGAGCUUCGGCACCCUCUUGGGCUCAGCUGACCCCGGGGCUGCGCAUGGCAAUGCACGAGCCUUGUCAGGCGCCCCAGCAGUGGGAGGGACGCCAGGUUCUGUACCAGCAGAGCAGCGGGCACAACAGCCGCGCCCUGCUGUCCUACGAUGGGAUCAACCAGCGCGUGCGGGUGCUGGACGAGAGGAAGGCGCUGAUCCCCUGCAAGAGAUUAUUUGAAUACAUUUUGCUCUAUAAGGAUGGAGUGAUGUUUCAGAUUGAACAAGCCACCAAACAGUGUGCAAAGAUAUCCUUGACAGAACCCUGGGACCCUCUGGACAUCCCACAGAAUUCUACCUUUGAAGAUCAGUACUCCAUUGGGGGGCCUCAGGAGCAGAUCACAGUCCAGGAGUGGUCCGACAGAAGGACAGCCAGAUCCUAUGAAACCUGGAUCGGCGUUUAUACAGCCAAGGAUUGUUAUCCAGUCCAGGAAACCUUCAUCAGGAAUUACACUGUGGUCCUGUCCACACGGUUUUUUGAUGUGCAGCUAGGCAUUAAGGACCCUUCUGUGUUCACCCCACCAAGUACAUGCCAGAGAGCACAGCCAGAGAAGAUGAGUGAGAACUGCUCCUGGUGAACUUGCUGGGACAGAAACAAUCCUUGGCUCUUAGUGACCCUGUCUGGAAAUGGAUUAGAGACUGGUUUGGUUGGAUGCAGCUCUUCAAUGGAAAUACAGACGAUUUUAAGUGGAUGAACCCUGAUGUGGGUUUUCUUGAACAUCUGGAUCUGGCUGCCAUUCCAUUUUCAAUGGAAAACUCGUGGCAGCCUCAACUGACUGGCAGGGACACUUUGCACACUUCCAAUGCCUGUUUGGGACUGUCCUUUCUGUGCACGGGUGUGUAGUCUGUGCAGUAGAGUAGGAAGGGUUGACGGUAGGUACAUGAAGUUUGCCUCUGCCGGGAUGAACGUUUUAUUAUUGUCAUUUCAACCUGAAGGAUAUAACAAAAUGUAGAAUGACUUAGUUUGUCUGCACCAGAGUGGCAACAGUUCCCACUGACCACACCCCUACCUUUGGCUACUGCAACAUGACUCUUUAAGAUUCCUUCCAGACUUAAAAUUUGUGGCAUGGCCCAAUGAAUGUAGAUAUUCUGCAAGGAAGUGGAAGUUUAUAAGAGGGAGUAAUGAUUCCUCUGAAGGGAAAAGCAAGUUUUAAGCCAGAGGCUUAGACAAUCUUAGAAUUCACACAUGAGAUGAAGUAAGAGCCAUGUGUGUUCUGCUUUCUGUCCUAGAGUACUGAUUAGUGAGAUGAACCUUAUAUUCUAGUAGGCAGACAGGCUUCUAGAACAGCACUGAGUUCUCUUUAACUCUUAACUCCUUUAAGUGUUAAAUUCACUAGGCUAGCUCUGGCCUUGACUUCCCUGGAACUCCAUUUCACCACAACUGUGUCAAUGUGACUUCCGCUCAUCCUUCUCAGGUCAGCUCCCAUGUGACCUCUGCAAGCUGCCCCCACACCUGCAUUCAUUGCACCUUGCUGCUUGGCAUGCCUUGCUCAUUAUACUCACUAUGCUGUGUCAGGAUUUCCUGAUUACUAGAGACUGCCCUCUGCUAUCCUGGCUAAGAGCCCCUUGAGUACGGGUAUCAUGUUCUGUUUACUUUAAUAUCUCCAGUAUCAAGCAAGUGCCUGGCACGUAGUCCGUGCCCUCAACAUUUGUAGAGUGGAGCUCACCAGCUCUGUUGGUGGUCAGUUUCCUCAUCUACUAAGCAGGGUUGGGUUUUCUGAUUACUAGGGAGACUUCCAGUGCCACAACUUACUAUUCUAGAUUCUUCUAUCUCUGUGUCUGUGUUUGAUUUGGCCAUGUAUCAUCUUUAGCUAUUAAGAGAAAUGUGUGACACUUGCUUUAUGCUGAAAACAAUCUAUUUUGUAAUUUAUACACUUAAGCAAAUUUGAUGACAUGUCACAAAUUCUUUUUCCAUGUGUUUGUUUCUGUAACGAAUAUGGAUGAACUCAAUUAUAAGGAAGUUAAAACUCUGCUGUAAUAAAUAAAUAAAUAAAUAAAUAAAUAAAUAUACUUCCCAUAAUAAAAACCAA